AUGUCUUGUAAUUCUCGCCUUUUAAUCUCGACUUUGCUCCUCCUCCUCCUCCUCCUCCUUGUCACCUCCGCCGCUAGACUCCCAAACCCUACUUCUUCUUCUUCUUCCUUCCAGUCUUCUUCAAGAGACCACCACUUCUACCGUCAGCCCCCUUCUUGUGCUUCUUUCCCUCACAAGACUACUUCCCGUUACUUAUGCAUUCAUUUUCAAAGAAUGAACCCACAGCGACUUCUUGCGCCACCACCGCCACCAACUCCGCCUUCAUCACUCGGUGAGGAAAUUGAUCCAAGAUAUGGCGUGGAGAAGAGAUUAGUCCCUUCCGGGCCAAACCCACUUCACAAUUGA
Manihot esculenta (cassava) is the source of this 345-nucleotide messenger RNA. Its product is annotated as CLAVATA3/ESR (CLE)-related protein 10. The coding region runs from base 1 to 345 and encodes 114 amino acids. The transcript has a single exon. Lineage: Eukaryota; Viridiplantae; Streptophyta; Magnoliopsida; Malpighiales; Euphorbiaceae. The record is from RefSeq and is a predicted model, not a curated record.